UUUUAUGAAUGAAACAAUUGCUAUUCACGACGUGGAAGUUUCUUUAGAAGAAAAGUAUUUAGAGGCAGUGCAUAUUGUAGAGGAAACAUACAAGGAAAUUCCAGAGGAAGAACUAAUUGAGCUAUAUGGUCUUUACAAAAGAAUAAAGGAUGGAGAAGCUCCUUCAAAAAAUCCCUACUAUUUCUAUCAAAGGAAAGAGACUACCAAGUGGAAGAGUUGGAGGCAAGCAAGCAAUCUUUCAAAAGAAGAAGCUAUGAGCAAAUACAUUCUUUUGAGUGCCAAAUAUAAAAGUAUGAGCAAAGAAGCUAUUAUUGGAAAUCGACCAUUGGGUUUCGAGUUGCCUGAUUGUGAAGAUUCAUCCACUAGUCAAGCACCUGUUUUGGACCUUUGUUAUUUCUCUGCAAUAGGCGAUAUUUCUUCUAUAAGAUACUUGUUGGAAAAAGAUCCUUCCUCGGUGCACCUAAAGGAUGAAUCGGGUAUGACUCCACUUAUGUAUGCAGCAGACAGAGGUUAUUUGGAAAUAGUGGUUGUAUUACUGGAAUAUGAAGCUUCGGUUGAUGCAGUGGAUAGGGAAGGCCAAAGUGCACUACAUUAUGCUUGUAUUUGUGAAUAUCCCGAUGUUGUUUUGCAACUCGUAAAAGCAGGAGCUGAUAUAUACUUGGAAGAUUUUCAAGGACAAAGUCCGUGGCAUAUUGCAUCUCCGACUAUUCGCUUACAGUUGCAUCCAUUCCUUAGUAUCCAUGACUAAGAUUGCCUUUCUUUUGUUCAAUUGUAGUACAAAGAUA
Molecule: messenger RNA, 785 nt
Organism: Galdieria sulphuraria
Lineage: Eukaryota; Rhodophyta; Bangiophyceae; Galdieriales; Galdieriaceae
Exons: 3
Coding region: 5-748 (247 amino acids)
Molecular function (GO): protein binding; fatty-acyl-CoA binding
Source: RefSeq, a predicted model, not a curated record